Messenger RNA from Megalopta genalis, 2232 nucleotides. RefSeq lists its product as uncharacterized. The record is from RefSeq and is a predicted model, not a curated record. Lineage: Eukaryota; Metazoa; Arthropoda; Insecta; Hymenoptera; Halictidae.
UAAACAAACAUGAGCAGGUGUUGCGUUCGGAUCAGGACAGAUCAAGAUCAGGAUAAUUCGGUUACAAUAGCGUGACAACAUGUAAUGUCGAACGCAGAAUUAUUACAGGAAAAUAUAGUUGUUACUCGUAGUUUAUACUUACUUAUUUUAAUACUUACUAGUAAGGCGAUUAUUCGGAUCGAAAGAUGACCGAAGAUCUGUUAGUUAAAGAAAAAGAAUUUCGCCAACUGAAUAAAGAACUCGAACAAAGAGCGAAUGAUUUAAUGAGAAACAUAGAUCACGUUAUAAAUACUUAUAAUAACGAACGUUCGAUAUCCAAUUCGAAAAUACGAGUCACGAGUUCUAUUAAUGAUCAAACAGAAAUCUCCGAAAACGUAACGAGACGAGAAAAUGAUAAUAUUCAAGUUUCAGUUAAACGAGGUGCAUCCUUACCAUAUGUCUUUGGUGCAGUAUCUUCAAAAUUGAAAACUGAUUCACAAAAAGAUCAUGUAAACGAAGCAUAUAAAAGAGGAAAUUUAACUCAUGAAACAAUUGUCAAUUUAUUUAAAUCAAAAAUAGAUAUAUUGCAAAAGGAAUUGCAAACAUUACAUGUAGAAUAUAAAAAGAAGUGCGAUGUUUGCAAAGAUUUGGAGAUUGAAUAUAAAAAAGUUGAAACAAAAUUGCAAAAUGAAAUAGAUUCGUUAAAGGAUAUAAUUGUAAAGCUGGAAGACACAAAUAAAGAGUUGCAGGGUCAAGCUCAGGCAUUAAAUACAGAAAAUUCAAUUGUAAAAAAGGACCUGGACAAACUACAGAAACAAAUUAAAGCACUGAAUCAACAGUGUAACAAUUAUAGCAUGAGACUAAAUAGAUCAUUAGAAAAUAAUGACAAACUAAGAAGUGCGCUGAAAUGUUCUCAAAUAGAAGAAAAGGAAUUAAGAAAUCAAGUCAGGAAACUACAGGAUGAGAAAAAACUGACCGUCAGUAGUCUAGGAAAACAACUUACAGAAAUAGUUCACGCAUUUAAAAAACAAAUGUUAGUUGUGGACAACUUAAAGAAGCAAAAUGCGUGCCUAAUUACUAUUGGACAACUGAGAUUUACUAAAGAAGAUUUUUUGAGAUUAUUGGAUCAAAAACCCGAGUGCUUAUGAUAAAUUGUAUAUAAAACAUUUAUUGAAUGACUGCUACAACUUAUACACUGUGAAAGAUGGAAUAAUUCCAUUUCAUAGCUACAAGUAUUAUACAAUUUUAUUUUACAACAUGUGUUUCUUAAUAAUAGUCUUCACAGAAAAAGAAUUUAUGUAUUCACGCUUCGCAUAUUCUCUACCAGAGCAUUGUGAUUUUUGAAAACCAGAUUUUUAACUUAAAAUUUCGUACUACAAUCUUGAUUUCUCUUUUUCAUUCUUAAUCUUUUUUUACGUGAAAUAAAUAUACUUUUUAAAUUACGGCAUAAUCGUAGCAAUUAUUCGAUUGCGCUAUACAAAAUAGUGAUGAUACUUGAUAAGUUAAUGGGAUCUGCAACAAAAGAUUCCAAAGCAAAAUAUAUAAAAGGUGGGCUCUCAUGGUUACCAUGGAAAUCAUGCAUUCCAACGUCGUUCUAUCUCGAUGUUUCAUUUAACAUCGUUCAAAAAGUAAUUGGAUAAAAAUUGCAAGAAGAUAUACGAUUGAUUUCCAUUGCAACUGUAUUGAAACGAAAGUUUCUACUUUAGAUACGAUUAAAUGACUUUUUAAACUUAUUUACACAUUAAGUCCUAUUUUGUGCACGAGCAAUAAAAAUGGACAACAAUGAAUUUUAGCUGUAUGUACAAAAACCAAAAUAUUAAUAUGUUCCAUAGCUGGCAUGUGUAAAAUGAUCGACACGAUUUUUUCGUACACAAUACACGUUAAUAGGACACACAUCGAAAAUAAAAGUGUUCAGAUAUAUAUAUAUAUAAAUAAAAAAACAUCGAUGUUAUUUUCAAUUGCAUUACGCACAGAUUUUACAAAUCUUAAUCCUGGCAGUGAAGAAUUUUGUAUGUUCUACCUUAAAUAAUAUACCGUCGUAUGAUUUCUAAACCUACGAGAAUAAUCGAAUCUAGAAAUUUUCACGUGUAAUCAAUUAAACGAUGUUAAACAUCAUACAAAAGUGAAUAAACACGACGUACGUAUCCGCACUUUCGGACGAAUGCGUGCUGCACAACCUUCUCUGAACAAUUCAAUGCUUCAACGUUCGAAUUCAUGCUAAUGUUUUUAUUAUAAUAAAAUACAUUAAGUUAA